UCUCUCAAGUUCAAUAGUUUCAAAAACUUGAGCCCCUCGCAGCCCCCCUCUCUUCCCUCAUCCCACCUAAUCCCGGCUAAUACCUUUCUUUCUAUUGGCUAAUGGCUGAGGGGAGCCUGGGUAAAUGCUUCUUAAAGAGUCGUGGGUGAGAAUGGUUUCGGGAAUGAGAUGUGUGGCUCGACAAAGAGGCGCUGCUGUGUGAGGAUUUAAGGCCCAAACUGAGACCAGACCCCGGACCAGUGCUGGACCUCUGUGCGUAAAGACGCACCAGGACCUCAGCCUCUGGAGCUCAGAUUCACCAUGAACUCCUUGAAUUUCUGCGGGACAUCCAGCGGUGGAGUGUUUCCUCUCCACGGGGCCAGCUCCAUGUUGUUCGACCUGCACCAGCAGAUGGCGGAGCAGUACCACGUUUACUCUGCAGCAGGGCCCACGGUGCACACCCUGUCUGUGGCUGAGCGGCUGGCAGAGCUGAUUCUGGAGGCUCGCUAUGGGAACCAGCAGAAGCAGCGUCGCAGCCGCACAGCGUUCAGCGUGUCCCAGCUGCAGGCUCUGGAGAAAGCCUUCCAACAGACACAGUACCCAGACGUGGGCAUGAGAGAGAGGCUGGCUGUUUGCAUCAACCUGCCCGAGGCUCGUAUUCAGGUGUGGUUCAAGAACAGGAGGGCCAAGUUUCGUAAAGAUCAGAAGUGCUCGUCGCUCUCCAGGGACAACAACGGUCUGGAGGAGACCCCACACCGCAGGAAGGCUGGUCAGGAGGAAGCGAGGCCUGAUGACAAACAGGAAGUCAUCACAUCAUGCACUGACAGCCACAGCCCUCCUCCUCCUCCUCCUCGUCCUCCUCCACGUGUCCGGGAUGUUCACCCUCCUCUCACCCCUUCAGACUCUGAUAUCUCACGGUGCCCCCUCCGACUACACUCCCCUCCACUGUUCCCUUUCAUGACGGGGGAGCACUACGGCCUCCCACCUCACCAGCCGCUUGUUGGAGUGCUGUCCGCCGACCUCGCCCUCCCCCCGGUGUUCUGGCCCAUCAUACAACAGCACAGCUCGGCCCUGGGGUUGCCCCCGUCAUCGUUAACUAAAAACUGUAGCCUGUCCCUUCAGACUGCUUGUUCCAGAAAAGCUAUACCUCACCCUCACCUGGGGCUGUAACUGAUGUGGACGUAUACAACCAGAUGUUUUCUCUUCUCGUGGGACACCUGAAGAAAUCCAGUGUGGGAGACAAGAUGGAGAAGCCCCCUUCUGCCUUGUUCAUGUAAACCUGACCACAGACAGUGCAGAGACUAUGAUUUCUUAUUUAGAUUUUUUUCAUUGAAUGCCUGUCUGUCUAAAGCAAAGUAAAAUCUACAGUCUACAUAUUCUCUGACGUGAUUUUAGCAGCCAAAGUCCAAUCU
This is a messenger RNA of Hippoglossus stenolepis (Pacific halibut), 1391 nucleotides long. RefSeq lists its product as uncharacterized. Bases 301 to 1149 code for a protein of 282 amino acids. The record is from RefSeq and is a predicted model, not a curated record. The transcript is spliced from 4 exons. Gene Ontology annotation, molecular function: DNA-binding transcription factor activity, RNA polymerase II-specific; RNA polymerase II transcription regulatory region sequence-specific DNA binding. Gene Ontology annotation, biological process: regulation of transcription by RNA polymerase II. Lineage: Eukaryota; Metazoa; Chordata; Actinopteri; Pleuronectiformes; Pleuronectidae.